Messenger RNA from Penicillium olsonii, 3999 nucleotides. The record is from the annotation of a GenBank genome assembly. Lineage: Eukaryota; Fungi; Ascomycota; Eurotiomycetes; Eurotiales; Aspergillaceae.
AUGUCACCCAAGCCUGUCGACGAACCGUUUGUGAAGGCGCUACCAAAGAUCGAGCUGCACGCUCACCUCAGUGGCAGCAUAAGCCGCCAAUGUCUGCAUGAGAUAUGGCUUCAAAAGAAGCAGAAAGACCCAGAAUUCCCGGUAGAGGAUCCGCUAGUGCUGAUGCCACCUGGAAAGGUUGACUAUACCCUUGAAACAUUCUUCUCAACAUUUUCCAAAUUGACCUACCAGCUCUGCAAUGACUUAGAGAGCUUGGUAUAUGCAACUCGCUCUGUUCUCGAAGAUUUCCUCAACGAUGGAGUUGUCUACCUUGAGCUGCGGACUAUCCCCCGAGCCUCCCCCGGUAUCAGUCGGGAGCAAUACGUCGAAACAGUGCUUGGAACUAUUGAAGCUUUCAGAAGCAAAAACUCAGGGAUGGCUGUACUUUUGAUUCUUGCCAUCGAUCGAGGCAACAUGUCCGCCGUAGAGGCAGACGAAAUCAUGAACCUUGCGAUCGAAAAUAAGCCACGAGGCGUUGUCGGCGUGGAUAUCUGCGGAAAUCCAACACGAGGCGAUGUCAGCAUCUUCAAAGACUCUUUCUCCAAAGCCAAGAUGAAUGAUUUGGGAAUUACUCUGCACUUUGGCGAAACUGCUGCGUCCGGCUCGCCCAGUGAGCUGGAAACGCUGCUUUCGUUUCAACCUGAUCGGAUUGGACAUGUGAUCCAUGUGCCAGAAGAUAUCAAGAAAGAGAUUGUGAGGCGCAAACUUGGCUUGGAGUUGUGCAUGUCGUGCAACGUUCAUGCCAAAAUGAUCAACGGGGGAUUCCUGGACCAUCAUUUCGGGUACUGGCGACAUGAAGACUGUCCUGUCAUACUCUGUACCGAUGACGUGGGGUUCUUCUGUAGCCUGGUGUCAAACGAACAUCUCUUGGCAGCGCAUCAUUUCGACUUGAGUCGGGGGGAUCUUUUGGCUAUGACGUUCAAAGCGGUGGAUGCGAUAUUUUCUGGCCAGGAGCAUCGAGAUAAAAUUCGUCGGGAUCUUGCUCUUUUUGCCAGUCGAUGGGAAGUUGAGAGCUCGGUGGAUUUUGAGCCCUUUCAAUACUUCUACUUUAGCAUAGUGGGGUACACGUUAUACCCGAUUAGGAUUCCCGCGCGCUGCUUUGAGCCGCAGAUGAGAUCACCGUGUCUUAGCGGUCAACUUCUGAGUCAAUUCUUUCAACUAUUUAACCCUCCAAGUUGUCCUGGUCUCUUUCUUGUCCAUUCAACUUUCACUUGGGAAUUGCAGGAUUCCAUCAUGUCUUCCGGAGCCUUGCCGCAGACUCUCAAGUCCAUUACCGCCACCAAAAUAAACGAACUUUCCAAACAACGCGUCAUCUUCGAUCAACACAAAAGCGAGAUUCUUGCUGCUUCCAAGGCAGCCAAAGACUUAGGGUCUCGUGCCCAGAUAUUACUCGAUGGGAUCUCACACCUAAAGGGAUAUCCCAAGGACAGUCUCGACAUAGAUGACGACGAUCUUGACGCAGAGUCCGAGACAGACUCAGACAUUUCAUCAUCGGAGCCAGGUGCAGGACGACUGCAGCGAGCGGAUCAUGCAAAUAUCCGACGCUUCCUCUUGCAAAGCCGAUAUGAUUCCUCCAUCUCACAGGAAUCAAUCCAGUCACGGAUCUCUUUGCUUGAGAAGGAUCUGCGGUACCUCGAAAUCAAACAUGAGCAUGGCGCUUUCUACAGCAAAUUAGUCACCGAGUGGCUAUCGGAGUUGGAUGGCAACACUGCCUCCACUGCGGAUGAAUCCGAGACAAGCCAAUCCACAUCUGACUCGGGCUUUGAACCUGUCGGCCGAACAGAGAUGCAUGAACAACGCGCAACCUGGGAGUCCCUUGUUUUCAAUCCCGCCACUCAUGUCAAAGAAGAUGUUAUCUCUUCCUACCUCUUAGGCCUUUUCGCGCAGACCAAGCUUUCUCGACAAGCUCUCAAAAAGAUGCAGACGAGCAUCCAGUCAUUUGGUGCAGACCUAUUGUCCAAGGGAUCAUGGUUCGAUGUCCACACACUCAAAUGGGUUUCUGAAGCGCUUCUCAAGGCCGACUUGCUGAACGACCAAAAAGCCGCGAUUUUGAAGGAAUUCAUGCGCAACACGGAGGUCGCACAAGAAGUAGCCGAUGUGCUCAACAUGCGCCUUGCCUCGCUUGAGAGCUGGUCCUGGACCACGGAUGCUGACGGAAUUCCACUUGAAAUGCGCCGUCAACUGAAUGGAAAGUACCGCUUCUACAUGGAUGAAGAUCUCCUAGAUGCCCUCAUGCUACAGUACUUGGGGACAAAAUGGGCUGUGCAGUUGAGAAAGGUAUUCGUGGAGUUCUUGCAUUCCCGUGAAUGGAAGCCGUUGCGUGAUGAUGUCUCGGAAGAGUACGUCAACAAACGGAAAUUCAGUUUCGGUCGCCAUGGCAUCAUAACCAAGGAGAAGAUCAAUGAUUUGCGGCGUACUACCUACGAGAAGGAAUACUUCAUGAGUCAACUUCCCAUGUCGGAGCAGGAAGGUGCGCGGGAGUACGACGCCGAAGAUGAUGAUCAGGCCAAGAAUCCCCUGGACACAAAACACUCACUCCUCCACCUCCUGAUCACGGAGUCCGUUAUCCAUAAACACCAACAUGGUGGAUUUACUGCGCUUCGGUCGGACUUUGAAUGGUUCGGGCCCUCGAUGCCUCACGCUACCGUUUUGGCUGUUAUGAAGAUCUUUGGGUUCUCGGAAACCUGGCUCAAAUUCUUCAAGACCUUCCUGGAAGCCCCUCUCAAAUUCACACAGGAUGGCGCUGAAGGGGCGGUUCAAAUCCGCAAGCGCGGUCUCCCAAUGAGUCACACACUGGGCGACUGCUUUGGAGAAGUGGUUCUGUUCUGCAUGGAUUACGCGGUAAAUCAGCAUGCAGACGGGGCGUUCCUCUAUCGACUCCACGACGACUUCUGGUUCUGGGGCGCAGAGGACACUUGUGACAAGGCCUGGAAGGCGAUGGAGAAAUUCUCCCAAGUCAUGGGUCUCAAUUUCAACAAGGAGAAGACUGGAACAGUCCGCAUGGGAAAUUCGAAGGGUGAAAGAAGCUCAACUCUUCCACGUGGCGACAUCAGAUGGGGCUUCUUGGUUCUCGAUGCCGCACAAGAACGGUUUAUCAUUGACCAAACCGAGGUGGACAAGCAUAUCGAAGAGCUCUCGCGACAGCUCUCAUCCUGCAAGAGUGUGUUUGCCUGGGUUCAGGCUUGGAACACCUACUUUGGCCGGUUCUUCACCAACAACUUUGCCAAACCAGCCGUGUGCUUCGGGCGCGAUCACAUCGACAUGGCUAUUUCGACACUGAACCGCAUUGAGCGAACACUAUUCAACAAGGGCGAGGAUGCCGAAUCCAACAAGCAAGUCAGUGGUGUCGCCGAAUACCUUCGUGCUGUGAUUGGGGAGCGAUUCAGUAUCCAAAACCUUCCUGACGGCUUCUUCUACUACCCCGUCGAACUGGGUGGCCUGGGUCUUCUCAACCCGUUCAUCAGACUGCUUGCCAUGCGCGAGAACAUCAAGACAACACCUCGAAAGCUGCUCCAUAAAGCCACCCUGAAAGAAGAAGUGGAGUACGAGACCGCGAAAGAACAUUUCAAGAAGAACGGCGGUGCAGACUCAACAGGGUCUGGUGUUGACUAUGGACCCGGUGAUUUUAUGUCCUUCGAAGAGUACACCCGAUACCCUGAAACAUUCAGUGGUCCUCUGAGGGAUGUAUACAACCAACUUAAUGAGGUACCACAGGAGAAGAAGGUGCCCUUGACGCUCGGCUUCAGCAGGGAGCAAGAUUCUCUCGGUAAUGACGUCUCCCAAAAGGCUUCCAUCACGGAUAGCUGGGGAGGAAUGACACCUUAUUGGUGUUGGGUGGCGGAGUUGUAUUACGAAGAGAUGGUUCAAACUUACGGUAGCCUGGCGGCCGUUAACCGUGAGUUUAUGCCUCUUGGCGUGGUGAAGACCCUACGGGAGGGUCGAUUCAGAUGGCAAGGAUGA